Messenger RNA from Aphanomyces astaci, 729 nucleotides. RefSeq lists its product as hypothetical. Gene Ontology annotation, molecular function: pyridoxal phosphate binding; carbon-carbon lyase activity. The transcript is spliced from 3 exons. Lineage: Eukaryota; Oomycota; Saprolegniomycetes; Saprolegniales; Verrucalvaceae. The coding region runs from base 1 to 729 and encodes 242 amino acids. The record is from RefSeq and is a predicted model, not a curated record. Gene Ontology annotation, biological process: carboxylic acid metabolic process.
AUGCACCCGACACUGGCCCACGACCUCGAAACGCUUCUAGACAUCGCGUCCGCGGCUCAAGCCAUUGCUUUGGAGUUCCUGCGUAACGUCGAAGCCGUUCCACCCGCGCGGACACCGUCCAAGGCGCCCGAUGCCAUUGCAGCGACCGACGCGAGUGUCGGCAUCGGGGCCGAGGGGGCGCUUGACCUUUUCCGCACGCAAUGGCUGCCACACCUCGCUGGCAGCGCUGGUCCUCGCACCCCCGCCAGCCUCGUGGGCGACUGGCUCACGUCCACCGUCGAUCAAAACCCGACGAGCAACUGGGACUCGGAGGCGCCUUCCCUCGAGAGAGAGACGGUGUCGUCACUCGCCAACUGGUUCCGCCUCCCGUCGCACACGGCAUGUCCAACUUUGUGUCGCGCGCGAUCCGCACUCGAGCAUCUACAACGCGACGUCCAUGCUGGGCCUUGGCCGGUCAUGCGUUCGCGUCGUUCCGAGUUGGCUGGCCGCGAAGCCAUCGACGUGGACGCGCUCGAUGCGGCGCUGACGGAGGCGUGUCACGGCACCUCGUGCAUUGUCGUGGCCAGCGCCGGCACCGUCAACACGGGCGACUUUGACGACUUGGUUGAUAUUUCAAGGCUCAAGAAGAAACAUUUGUUUUGGCUGCAUGUGGACGGCACGUUUGGCGCUGGACUUGACCCUCGCGCACGGAUGGACGAAACCGAUUCGGUGUGCAAUCGACUGCCAUAA